CUUGAAUUGGAGCUACUUCGUCCAAAAAACGUGCGUGCUCUCUCUCUCUCCCUCUUCCUCUCUCUCUCUCUCUCUCUCUCUCUCUCCCCCCCUUUCUCUCUCUCUCUCACUCUCUCUCCCACUCACUCACUCACUCUCUGCCGAUAGAAGCAUGCAGGUGUCUCUCCUCGUCUCCGGCUCGGUGCUCCUGCUGCUCCAGGGAUGCUGCACCGCCGUCAGGGAGUGGAGGGUACUAAAAAACGACGCCACGGAGAUCCUGCCAGAGUACAGCGAGGAUAGCCGCACAGCCCAGGAGGCCGCGCCAAACGCCAACAACAACAACAACAAUAACAACAAUAACAGCAACAGCAUGAAUAACAGGGCGAAAAACGGCGGGAGGGGAGCAGCAAACACUGUCACCUACAGUGCCUCCGAGCUGAGCUGCAGGGAGCUGCGCUCCACCCGUUACAUCACUGAUGGAUCCUGCCGCAGUGCCAAGCCUGUCAAGGAGCUCGUGUGCUCGGGCCAGUGCAUGCCGGCGCACCUCCUACCCAACUCUAUUGUCCGUGGCAAGUGGUGGAGGAGCAGCGCCUCCGACUACCGCUGCAUCCCGGCCCACUCCCGGACGCAGAGGGUCCAGCUGCAGUGUCCCAACGGCAACAGUCGGACUUACAAAAUCCGUGUGGUCACCUCCUGCAAAUGUAAGCGCUACAGCCGCCACCAUAACCAGUCAGAAGCCAAGGAGGUGCCAAAGCCACGGCGCAGUAAGAAGCACAGCCGUUUGUCCCAGGGCCGGAACAAGAGCACCACGCCGGUUAAUGGUAACUCAUACUGAGGCUGCUCUACAGUAACCUCCAUACAUGGACAGAGACCAAAGUAUGCUCGCUCAUACACACGCACAUGUUACACAACAUACCGACCAACUUAUCUCCUCCCCACUGGGAGAAGGAGAGGCAAAAGCAAUUUCAAAGAGAGCGAAUUCAUAAGCUAUUAGCUGGGCUGAUCUUAAGUCAUGUGUGUAUCACAAUGCAGGCACUAUUCAUGUUUGUUUGUCAGUCAAUUUUCAGCAUAAUUGUGAACAUAGUAUAUGCAUGACCCAAUGGAGUGGACCAACAAUGCCCAGGCUUUUUUUUUUUUUUACAUGACGGAUCAGGAGAAAUAGAACUAUCUUGAAAAAAAGAUGAAGAGGGCAUAUGACUAAAAACAACAACCCAAAUUCAUUCAGGGCUCAGCCCUGUCUGUCCUUCUGAAAUAUACAUAUAUUAGUUAAACACAGUGAGACCCAACUGUGCAAAGAUCCUGUAGAGUACAAGUUCACUGUACCACAUCUCUAGUUCAAGGGGAAAAACCUGUAUCUGCCCCACACCGGUUGUAAUCCAUCCCCUAAUGGCUACGGUGUACAGUGGAGAGUGUGGCAGCUCAGGGGGUCCUGGAGGUGGGUUGCUGACAGGACCUGAGGGGCCCGAUCUCCUGGCCCAGUCCCUACGCAGCCCUCUGUCAGGUCAGUGAGGGCCUCACUCAUCACUACGGCUCCCCGGCUCUCGCUGGGGAGCUGCAGGCCCCGCAAGGCCUGUCAGUUACAGUUGGGAUUUUUCCCAUAGGCCUAAUGGAGAGGGUGAAGAGAGAGAGGAAAAAAAUGAAAGUGCAUGAGCGAGAGAGCGAGCGAGAGAGAGAGAAAGGUGUCAGCACUCCAACACCAAGGGGGCACUGGACAUUCCUGUGACUCCUCUUAAUUGCUAAAUGAGCCCAUUCCUGUGUUUAGGAUUUGAGUCAUAAAAAGCCAUUUCCUCUCGACAUAGCAGGUUCCUGUUUGCUGGAAUCACACAGACGAGUCCACAUGUGUGUGUAGGAGGUUUCAGCAAAUUGUGCCUGGUUGCUUCGUUACCUUGGGGCAGAGCAUUUAAUUCCCCAGCACGCCCACACUGGAAAUCAUUUGUAACAAGCAAAAUAACACUCGCUAUCAACUAGCCGUAGCCUAAAUCCAUCUGUCACGUUAAGACGCCUCCACCUCUCUCGACCCUCUCCGCAGGGUUCAUGCAGGAAUGAUAGAAAAAUGGGAAGAAAAAAAAAGGAAUAAAUAAAACAUGAAAAGAUUAAAAUUACAGUUGUUGUGUUGGCUGCUGAAAUCCAGCAGGAUGCAGGUACUUGGGAUGCACAGUGUCCCAGCGCCGAUAGCAACACGGCCUCCUUUCUCAGCAGUGCCAGACGGGUCUGUAUUUAAUGAAGAAAAUCCAGAGCAUUUCCACUUAUUGUCAGCACUCCGUUGUUUUCACUCAUAUUGCUUCCUGGUUUUGGUUCUCUAAACUUCACCGACAAUGUUUGCUUCUUGUUCAAUUGUAUGUUUUGAAUAGCAACUGGAAGGGUUUUUGUCAUGUAAGCAGAGUUGCCAUAUAUAUAUAGCCUGAUUGUACAUAUUGUACCUGUGUGGUCUUUUGGAGUGGUGCCCUCACAAGACAGGGUACGACAACAAAAAAAAUGGAAGAAACAGGGGGCGGGCGGUUUCCCACAGACACAAAGAAGGACUGUUACAAAGAAAUGAACAGCAUAUUUAUUUUUUAUUUCCACAUUUAAAUUAUUUAUGCAACCUUUUGUAGUAAAUGAUAGCCAUUGUUGUCAUAUAGUAUGAUAGAGACUGUACAGUACAUAAAUAAAGUCAAAAGCAGAUAUAUUUG
This is a messenger RNA of Lampris incognitus (smalleye Pacific opah), 2651 nucleotides long. RefSeq names its product sclerostin (gene sost). Gene Ontology annotation, biological process: negative regulation of Wnt signaling pathway; negative regulation of BMP signaling pathway; ossification. The coding region runs from base 152 to 814 and encodes 220 amino acids. Gene Ontology annotation, molecular function: BMP binding. The transcript has 2 exons. The record is from RefSeq and is a predicted model, not a curated record. NCBI's taxonomy places the organism in Eukaryota, Metazoa, Chordata, Actinopteri, Lampriformes, Lampridae.